AUGAAGAUGUUGGUUUCCCUGUGUUUUUUACUUGUUGGAAUCCUUUCCAACAGUUACUGCUAUGAGCCUUAUCCACAAGGGGUGAGAAACCAGAACCCAAGAGCACAAGAAAACCAAAAUAUGCCAUGGCAGAAUGUAAGGAACAGUGUUUGUCGAUUUGCAUGUUGUUUCUACAAAGAUAUUUCUUCUCGUGAAAACAACGGAAACGUUUUCUUCUCUCCUUUGAGCAUCUCAACCGCCUUUGCAAUGCUGACUCUGGGUGCCAGAUCAGACACCCUGACACAGAUUCUUAGGGUCCUUUGCUUUAACCCUCGUCAGAUUUCUGAAAAUGAGAUACAUGAAGGUUAUCGUCAACUCAUGCAAGUGGUAAACAGAAGGAAUGCUGGGCUACAGUUGAAUAUGGGAAAUGUUCUGUUUGUGCUUGAUCGACUGAAGCCACAAGAAAGAUUUUUAAGUAAUCUCAGAAACUUCUAUGAAGGAGAAGCUUAUCCUAUGAACUUCAAGCAGGCUAGUCAAGCCCAGAUAAAGAUCAAUGAAUAUGUAGCAAGAAGAACGAAUGGAAAAAUCAGGGACCUCAUAAAUAACCUAGAUCCACUUACUGAAAUUCUCCUUAUUAGCUAUAUUUAUUUUAACGCUGAAUGGGAAAAACCUUUCGAUCCAAAAUACACCAAAAUGAGCAAAUUUUUUGUGGAUGGGACCAAGGUUGUUGAAGUCCCAAUGAUGUUUGGAAUGGGCCUGUUCAAGCAUGGCUAUGAUGAGCAGCUGUCUUCCACUGUGGUGCAAAUGGAUUACAAAGGAGGUGCUUCAGCGUUUUUUAUUCUGCCUGAUAGAGGAAGAAUGAGGAAGCUGGAGAAAAGAUUGUCUUGUGAACAUUUGUCAAGAUGGUCGACAUUAGUCACAAAAAGCUCAGUAAAUUUGUAUCUUCCAAAAUUCACGCUUUAUGGGACGUAUAACCUAAAAGAUAUCUUAUAUAAAAUGGGCAUCAUGGAUCUAUUCACUGAUAAGGCUGACCUCUCUGGGAUCACUGGGCAGCCUCAGCACAGAAUUUCCCAGGCUAUUCAUAAGGCUGUGGUAAAGGUGGAUGAGACUGGCACCGAAGCAGCAGCUGCCACAGGCAUGGAAAUAGUGCCCAUGUCCGUUCCAAUUACCGUUAGAUUCGACAGGCCCUUCCUAAUGGUCAUAAACAUGGAAAACACUAUACUCUUCAUGGGAAAAAUUGUGAACCCUCUGAAGAGAAAUUAA
This is a messenger RNA of Melozone crissalis (California towhee), 1242 nucleotides long. Its product is annotated as alpha-1-antiproteinase F-like. Gene Ontology annotation, molecular function: serine-type endopeptidase inhibitor activity. The transcript has 4 exons. The record is from RefSeq and is a predicted model, not a curated record. Bases 1 to 1242 code for a protein of 413 amino acids. NCBI's taxonomy places the organism in Eukaryota, Metazoa, Chordata, Aves, Passeriformes, Passerellidae. Gene Ontology annotation, biological process: negative regulation of endopeptidase activity.